GCUGUAUGUGGCGGUGGAGCGGUGCCCGCUCUGCAACACCACGCGCCGCCGCCUCACCUGCGCCAAGUGCGUCCAGAGCGGAGACUUCGUCUUCUUCGACGGUCGCGACUCCGAGAGUCAGGUGGUGCUGCCAGCAGGCGUGCCCGUGUUGAUGUAGCCAACAGAAGCUCCAGACAGUUCAGGGCAAAAAGAGAGCCGUGCGGUAGGAUAUCUGAAAUGCAUAUCUAUUUUAAGCAGCAUGUGUUAAAACAGUGGUCUCUGUAAACACUGAAUGAAAUCAGGAAGGUUUUCAGACAAGAAAGAAAGGCUGAUGCGUCUUAAAACCAAACAGAAAGAAUUCCAAAAGCAUGUUUUGAAGGCCAUGGAAGGGAAAGAGAUAACUGAUCAGCUGAGAUGGAAAAUAAUGUCUUGCAAGAUGAGGAUUGAGCAGCUGAAACAGACCAUUUGCAAAGAAAAUGAUGAAAUGACAAGAUAUGCAGAGGGGCUUCUCAGAAUUAAAGAGGAGAACCAGAAACAUUAUCGCAGGGCUCAGCGGCAUCAGGAGAAGAAAGAGAAGAUCCAGAGGCAUAACCACAAGCUGGGAGACUUGGUAGAGAAAAAAGUCUAUGACUUGAAAACCCAGUAUGAGCAUCUGGCAAAUCUUCGUCGGAUGCAUAUCCUAGAACUAACAUCAGUCAUAUUUCCCAUUGAAGAAGUAAAGACAAGCAUGAGAGAUCCUGCAGAUGUGUCUUCUGAGAGCGACAAUGCUAUGACCUCUAGCACUGUGAGCAAGCUUGCAGAAGCCAGGAGAACCACAUAUCUCUCUGGGAGGUGGGUGUGUGAUGAUCACAAUGGGGACACCAGCAUCAGCAUCACAGGGCCUUGGAUAACCCUUCCUAAUAAUGGAGACUAUUCAGCAUAUUACAACUGGGUGGAAGAGAAGAAGACUACACAAGGACCGGAUACGGAACAUAAUAACCCUGCUUACACUAUCAGUGCUGCAUUGUGCUAUGCAACUCAGCUUGUUAACACUUUGUCUCUCAUACUUGAUGUAAAUCUUCCCAAGAAGCUCUGCAACAGUGAGUUCUGUGGAGAGAAUCUCAGCAGACACAGGUUCACACGGGCAGUGAAGAAGUUGAAUGCUAAUAUCCUGCACCUUUGCUUCUCUCAGCAUGUAAAUUUAGAUCUGUUGCACCCACUGCAUACGCUCAGGAACCUUAUGUACCUGGUCAGCCCAGACACCAAGAACUUGGGCAGGUCUGGGCCUUUCGAAAUCAGUGCUGAUCUUGAAGACUCCAUGGAGUUUGUGGAUCCCAGUGCCACUGGUGAGACAGAUGAGAGCGGAGAUGAGCACAUCAGCGAUGAAGAGACAGACCUAGGGACAGACUGGGAGAAUCUGCCAAGCCCCAGGUUCUGUGACAUCCCCUCUCAGCAGGUGGAGAUGCUGCAGAGCCAGAGCACGCAGGUAUCUCAGCCCAUUGCCAGCAGCAGUGCUGGUGGAAUGAUCUCUUCUGCUGCCGCCUCAGUGACCUCGUGGCUGAAGGCAUACACUGGACAUCGCUAACAAGCAUGGCAAAAGGAUCAUAGGAUUUGUGGAAGGAAUCCCUCCCCAGCAAUGCUGUAGUAAACCUUACGUAUUCAGUUAAGUAGUGCCUGGAACAAAGAAAAGGUCAGACUUUCAUUUUGUAAACCAGAAAAACCUUUUUAUUUACCCAA
Molecule: messenger RNA, 1695 nt
Organism: Pezoporus flaviventris
Lineage: Eukaryota; Metazoa; Chordata; Aves; Psittaciformes; Psittacidae
Gene: ATG14
Product: autophagy related 14
Exons: 11
Coding region: 272-1543 (423 amino acids)
Biological process (GO): cellular response to starvation; autophagosome assembly; mitophagy
Cellular component (GO): mitochondria-associated endoplasmic reticulum membrane contact site; extrinsic component of omegasome membrane; phosphatidylinositol 3-kinase complex, class III
Source: RefSeq, a predicted model, not a curated record